UGUACUAAAUAUCGAAAAUUAAAAUAAACAUGACUUAGACAUGUUAGGAAGAAAUAAUGUUUUGGACCAGAAUGUUUUUUUGAUUAAACUGAAAACGGAAAAUUUAUUAACAGUUGACAAAUAUGGAAUUAUGGGUUAAUAUGUGUACAAAAUCUUCUAUUGUUGAUUGUUUUCUUCAUUAUCCAUAAAAAUGCCAGGUGCAAGGAGGGGCCUUGUGGCUCCACAAAAUACGUUUUUGGAAAACAUUAUUCGGCGAUCAAAUGGACAGCACAGCAGUUUUAUUUUGGCAAAUGCAAGGAUCAUGGACUAUCCUAUUGUGUACUGUAACGACGGAUUUUGUAAACUGGCUGGUUAUAGUAGAGCAGAAGUCAUGCAGAAAAGUAGCACUUGCAGUUUUAUGUAUGGUGAACUCACGGAUAAAGAUACGGUCAUUAAAAUUGAAGAAUCGUUUGAGGAAUUGGAACAAACACAAGUCGAAGUUCUCCUUUACAAGAAAAAUAGAACACCAUUGUGGCUGCUACUUCAUAUUGCACCAAUCAAGAACGAAAAAGAUCAGAUAGUUUUAUUCCUGUGUACAUUCAAAGAUAUUACUGCUCUUAAACAGCCAAUAGACGAAGAUGGAGCAAAAGGGCUUAGCAAAUUUGCUCGGUUAGCCAGAUCAGUAACUAGAAACCGUUCUACAUUAUUACAGUUUUCAUCCCACAUGCCAAACACGAAGUUUGAUAACUCGAGACCAUCUCAAAUAGCCAAUAUGAUGAACUUAAAUGCUGAUGUAUUACCACAGUAUCGACUAGAGGCUCCUAAGACGCCACCACAUAUCAUACUUCAUUACUGUUUAUUUAAGACAAUAUGGGAUUGGAUGAUUCUAUUGUUGACGUUUUAUACCGCAGUGACUGUACCGUACAAUGCAGCCUACCGAAACAAAACAAUGGACCAAGUACCUUUGUUGGUUGUUGACAGCAUCGUCGACGUUGUGUUCUUCGUCGAUAUCAUUUUAAAUUUCCAUACCACAUUCGUAGGUCCAAGUGGAGAAGUUAUAUCCGAUCCAAAAAUAAUCCGCAUGAAUUAUCUCAGAAGCUGGUUUGUCAUUGAUCUGCUUUCGUGUUUACCCUAUGACGUAUUUAACGCAUUCGAAUACGUAGAUGAACGCAUCAGUACAUUGUUCAGUGCAUUAAAAGUUGUCCGUCUUCUGCGUUUAGGACGAGUUGUGAGAAAACUUGAUCAUUAUCUGGAAUAUGGAGCUGCUAUGUUAGUUUUGCUCAUUCUCGUUUUCAUUUUGUUUGCUCACUGGUUUGCUUGUAUUUGGUAUUCAAUUGGAUUAGGGGAGCUUGGUGAUGGUAUAGAAUAUGGAUGGUUGACAACACUAAGCACCGUGACAAAUCAACCAUUUACACUGUCAAAUACGUCAGCAACAACUGAGUUUGGUGGCGGGCCUUCAAAAACAAUGCGAUAUCUUACUGCCUUGUAUUUUACUCUAUCAUGCAUGACUGGUGUAGGAUUUGGGAACGUAAAUGCUGCGACAGAAAACGAAAAAUUGUUCUCAAUUUUCAUGAUGAUAAUUGGAGCUUUGCUCUAUGCAACCAUUUUCUCAAACGUAACAACAAUAUUUCAACAGUUCUACGCAAACUUUGCUCGUUAUCAUGACAUGCUCAAUAGUGUCCGAGAGUUCAUGAAGCUACAUGAUGUUCCAAAAGCCUUAAGUGAGCGUGUCAUGGACUAUAUUGUAUCUACCUGGGCCAUCACAAAAGGAAUUGAUGCUACUAAGGUUUUGAAUUAUUGUCCGAAAGAUAUGAAGGCUGAUUUAUGUGUGCAUCUCAAUCGAAAGGUGUUUUUAGAGCAUCCUGGGUUUAGACUUGCAAGUGAUGGGUGUUUAAGAGCUCUAGCUAUGCACUUUAACAUGACCCAUAGUGCACCAGGAGAUUUAAUUUUUCAUCAAGGAGAAAGCCUGGAUGCCUUAUGUUUUGUUGUGUCUGGUUCAUUAGAAGUGAUUCAAGACGAUGAGGUAGUUGCUAUAUUAAGCAAAGGUGAUGUAUUCGGGGACAAUUUCUGGAAGGAACAAUCUAUUGGACAGUCAACAGCUAAUGUUCGUGCACUAACAUAUUGUGACCUCCAUACCAUAAAACGAGGGCGCUUAUUAGAAGUUUUGGAGUUUUAUCAUGCAUUUGCAAAUUCAUUUGCACGGAAUUUAACCCUUACAUAUAAUUUAAGACAUAGGUUAAUAUUUAGAAAAGUUGCCGAUGUAAGAAAAGAAAAAGAACUCGCUGAAAAGCGAAAAAAUGAUCCUCCUCUAGAGCUAUCAAGUGACCAUCCGGUUAGAAAGCUCAUUUCCAGAUUUAGAAAAAUAAGCGAUACAAAGGGAAUGCAAGUUUUGUCUGACCUUGAAAGGGGCAAAGAGACACCUGACAACUCUGAGAAACCUAGAGGGUUCACUCGUUUAAUAAAUGUCACAGAGGGAUCAUCUGAUACAGCCCCUCCUGCUAAGUUAGGAGGUGGUGCUUCCAAGUGGGGGAAAUUUCUAAAUGGUGGGCCAGUUGAGUUAACAUCCGAUGAUAAUCAAAAUAUUGUGACGACACAGAUUGAUAAAGAUAAAGACAAGGAUAAGGAAGAUGGCACGAAAACUCCUUCAGAGGCACCAAAAGCUACAGUAAAACCAUUGUCAAAAUUUGGCAAGCUACUAUUGAGAAGGGGAAAUGAUUCAAUUCCUGAGGAAGAUGACGAAAAAGAAAACAAACAUGUGAAAACACAAUUACAAAAAUCGGCUUCUGGCGACAGUGGUGUAGCUCGAAGCAAUUUAAGAAUAGAUUCAAUUUACCAUGAUAGCAAUGAAGCAAUUUCUUCUCAGAGAGACUCUAUAGGCAACUUAUCUGUUGGUGAGAGACAAGUAUUGACAUCACUUUAUGAUAUUCAAUUAGACUUGAAAGAAGAAAUGGAGUUUUUACACAAUAAGAUAUCAAGAAUAGACGAUCAGUUAGCAGAAAUAAUAAGACUAUUUUCUCCACGUUCAACACCUUAUUCACAUAGUUCGGUAUAUCCAGACUCUAAAACAACUUCCCCGAAAAAUACUUCAACGCAUAGUAUUGAUCAAUUGUCGGUCGAAUCCUCACCGAAACGUAACGUUAUAGUUCCUAAAACUGUGAAAACGUCAAUAGAUUCAUCAACAGGUCCUCAGUCUUCUAAAUCAUCUGUCGCUUCUGUACCGGAAAAAAAUUCAGAUUCUUCAGGCAGUCCAUCUAGGUCAUCCUUUGGCCGUAAGUCCAUAAUUCAUUUAUCACAAGAACCUUAUCUUAAUUUAGAUACUGCACGAUCAAGAUCUACUUCAGGUGCUUCGUCUCCAUUAUCAACAUUCCAUACAAAUGAAUCUGAACAGGCCGAGUCUCGUGAUGGUGAUACAUCGUGUGGUACUUCUGAUCACAGUGCAAGUAUAGCCACAAUGGCCGACGAUGUCUUGAAACUGAAUCUACAUUCGAAACUUUCAAAAAUUAGUCCUAAAAGAUCUCGAACAAAACCGGGACAACAGCUUAAAUAUAGCUCAAAUUUUAUAAGCAAUGCCCACCAGCAGCAGGCUGGAAAUAAAGACACGGAUAGCAAUAGAAACUCGCCACAUACAGACAUUUUAAAAUCAUAUCAUUUAUCAAGUGAUGACGAUGGCAGUCAUAUAAAAGAUAGAGACUUGGAUAUUUUAUAGACAGAGUUUGAUCAACUUUCUCGAGGGCUUUCAUAGAUAGAUUAUUGAUUGUUGCGAUAGAGUUUGUUAUCAUAUUAGAAAGAAAAAGUUUUACAUACUAAGUACAUUAAAUGUGUUGUUUGAUUAAUGAUUGACAAAUAUGUCAGGGAUUAGUUUGGAAUCAGGAUUCAAUAGCAAUGUGUAUGUCUCGAAUAUUGGCGAAUUAAUGACUGACAUUUGGUAUGCGUUGAACUACAAUUUUGAAUAUGAAUACCAUAACAUUUAAAGAGUCUUGUGAUAUUGUGUUCGCAUUGAGAAGAUUAAGGCGUGCAUAUAUGGUAUAUUGUUAUCGUAGUAAUUUUUCUUGUUCGUCUUAUUCCAAUUCUUUCGUCAUGAAUUUAUUUAGUGAAAAAUGGAAGCAAUCAUCUUCCAGUUUUUUUUAUCGCUCGUAAACAAUAUCAAUCCAUGAUUAUGGCAUGUGUGCUUGUGUUUUGAUGCUAUCUAAAGGAUUAAAGUCAGCACAAGUAUUUUAUUUGAAAUUAAUGAAUUAAAAAUAUUUUUCCAUUGUAUUGUUGAGAACAUUUAAUAACAAAAAAUCACUCCCAUAACUAUGCUGCAACAUACUUCAUAAUAAAUUAUAAGAAUAAAAAUGUAAGUCCAUGCAGUACAAAAUAAUUAUAAGAUUAAAAAAAGUCAUUGCAGUACAAAUAUGUAUUUUGACGUAAUGUGUUAACAAGUAUCAUAUUCUAUACUAAACAAUUAAAUUUUCAAAGAUAGUUUACCUUUAACUUAUUCAAAAAUGAAUGAUUAAGGUAAAAAUAAUUAAAAAAAUUACAAUUUUCUACAAUUUUUCAUUUUCUAGAUUUUGGAAUUUGAAACGUGAUGAAAUCAAUGUCCUUUGUAUUUCAAUGACACAUAUGCAAGAUACAAGGUGAAUUAAUGACAGUUUAAAAGUCUUAACUUUAGACGAGAGAAGUAUUUUAAUCAUAUUUAGUAUCUAAAUAUUUUCUGAGUCGUUAUGUAUAGGAAAAUGCAUUUAAGAUGUCUUGUUUUAAAGUCGUAAUAGCGUUAAUGCCGAAUAUAUACCAAAAGAAUCUCAAAAUAAAAAUGGAUUAAUCUUAACAUGUUAGUUUUCACUUGCUACAAAAAGAACCCCUUUUUGCAUAUUUGUACUAGCACUGAGUCGAUAACAAUGCUGCUGAACUGUUAGUAAAUGUGGUUAUCAUCUGUUAAAUAGUACAUAAGCUGGCAUGGUUUAUGAUUUAUUUUUCUAAAAUAUCCCGUUGAAAAUUUCGAAAAAAAUACGGUUGUAACUCCCUCAGGCAAAUUUGACCCUAGCUAAAUUUGGUUUUCCUUUUCGGUCCCAACUUCGUCAUGCAUACGUAUUUUUACAUCCAUAGCUUUCAAAUAUUUGGGUGUGAGCGUUCCUGAUGAAGGUAAAUACAGAAUAGCGCUUCGGACGAAGGAAAUUUAUAAAGUAAUAUUUUCCAUUGUCACAAAAACUGUUAAAUGUUUUGCUUUCUUGAGAAUUUCCCUGUGUGUGUGGUGCAAUUCACUUUGAACAAGAGCAAGGGAUGUACUUCAUACUUAUUCAAUUCUGUUAAUUUUCAUUUAAUAAAAUGAAUGACGCAAAUAUGCAAAAAAUAUGGAAAUUUGUAUUAUAAUGAUUGACACUGCACUAUUCGUAUUAAUAGUGGAAAAUUUUUAAACAAAGAGUAAUGUUUUGUAAUAAAAAUCAUGACAUCAUGACGGUUGCUACGGAAAUUAUAGACAAUCUCAAUAGGAAGAAGGGUUUGCGAUCUUCUGACGUUAAUUUCUAAAACAAUAAAUUGCUUAAGCACACAAACUUCCUUGUUUAUAUAAAGGAAAAGUAGCAAUCCAGAAAUUUUAAGAUUUAUCGUCUAUGGUGGUAAUAAUGCUACCGUUUUUCAAGCAGACAAUUGUUCAACAUUACUACUUGUGGACAGUACCUAUUAUAUGUCAAUUGAUAAUGUCAUCGUAAUGUCGUAAAUGACUUAUCUACACGGACUUUGUACGAUUCUAAUGUAGGGCAGUAUUUGGAUAUAGUUAAACAAGUUUAUUUAAAUUGUGACGAGUACAAUAAUUACCGUCGUCAUACCGAUUGUUUGUAAUUGUAAGCUUUCCAUCAAUUAGUAUACUCGCGUCACCAUGAUUACAAGAUUGUUUACUUCGCAGAGUGAUCCUUUCCUUUCGAGUUAAAUUAUAAGGUCACACCCCCACCCCCAAAAAAAACCACUCGUUCCUGCGUGUCUAUACCUUUGCACCUAGCACAAACAUUUCACAAAUGAUUGGUAUUGAAAUAAACUGAUUACGCUAAAAUUAAUUUGAUUUUUAAUUUAUUAUACAUAUUAAUUGUACACAAUUCAUUUGAACAAUAUGGCAAAGAUGUCGAAAAAUCAAACAUUGUUUAAAAAGAGACAUCAGUUUUAUCGUUGCCUAUUCACUUUUUGUUUUAAAUCGUUUCAACUGAUAUCAUAGAUUUCAAUCUUAUAUUUACAUUUAAUUUAAAUCAAAUUAAGUAUUUGAAUUAACUUGCUAUGAACAUACAUGCAAUCACUCAAUUCAGUGUAUGCUUUGCUGUACUAGGACCUUUCGGUUUGAUUCGAAAAAGCUUUUUUACUGAAAUAAAGUACACGUUAGUCAUAAAAAUCAUCUAAUUUUUUCCCUAAUGAAUUUAACAGAAUAAAGUACUAAUGUAUAUGAAGUUAUUUGCUAUUAAACUGUAUUUAUUUAUGUGUAUAAAUCCACUCUACAAUAGUUCUUAGACGUAUUGUGAGGAUGCUAGCUAUAGUCCGAACAAUAUAACUUACUUAUAUUUUUUACAAUAAAGAUUGUUUACGCUUAUUUCAGAAAAAUAUGUUUCCUUUGUACAUAAUGCACAUUCCAUACCUAUUGUAUUUUUGCUACCUUUAAUGAAUUGUUAAACAUUUAUCAACUCAAAUUAUUGUGAUUUUUAACGUUCAUACAUAUCUUUCACUAAUAUCAUGUUAUUUACUGUUAUUUGAUCAUUACAAAUUUUACUUUUUCAUCGUUAUAUUGAAUGAAAAUAUGAUUUUUAUCCCAAA
Mytilus californianus (California mussel) is the source of this 6750-nucleotide messenger RNA. RefSeq names its product potassium voltage-gated channel subfamily H member 1-like. Bases 191 to 3685 code for a protein of 1164 amino acids. Gene Ontology annotation, molecular function: voltage-gated potassium channel activity. Gene Ontology annotation, biological process: potassium ion transmembrane transport; regulation of membrane potential. Lineage: Eukaryota; Metazoa; Mollusca; Bivalvia; Mytilida; Mytilidae. The record is from RefSeq and is a predicted model, not a curated record. Gene Ontology annotation, cellular component: membrane. The transcript is spliced from 10 exons.